Theobroma cacao (cacao) is the source of this 2237-nucleotide messenger RNA. Lineage: Eukaryota; Viridiplantae; Streptophyta; Magnoliopsida; Malvales; Malvaceae. The record is from RefSeq and is a predicted model, not a curated record.
CUACGACCCUACGACCCCAAACUUCUCCACAAGAGUGAAAAGCAAACGGGGCAACUAUUGGGACUUAGGAGUGGCCCUUUCUCCCCUUGUGAGCAACACCGCAACAGCAAACCAUCCUUCAGGCUUGAGUUUUGUCCCUGCAAUUUUUGAGGUAAGCCAGUCCCUUUGCAGCUCUUCUUUACAAAUAUCAGUCUUUUUUCACCAAUAAAUCAAUCCCUUCAUUUUUCAGUUCAAAAAUUUGAUCUUUGAAAUGAACUCAUCAGCACUUCUCAAAAGGCAGAAGCUCUUAAAAAUCCUCCAAGUCCCAUAUAUUUUCCGUCAAAGGUGCCCGAAACUCAAAGCCCUCCAAAACCCAUGUGCUCAAAUACAGAAUCCUUUAAGGGUUUUAGGGGUUUCGCAAUAUUCAACUCAAUCCACCAAGUUCCCCGAGUACCAAAUGCCCUCUGUCACUUGGGGUGUUGUUCAAGGCAAAAAAGAAAAGCUAGUUAACCGUGUCAAAAUCUGUGAUUAUCUGAAAACCUUAGGCAUAAUCCCUCAUGAAUUAGAGAAUCUAGAAUUACCUUCUACCGUUGAGGUUAUGAGUGGGCGUGUUGAGUUUUUACAGAAACUCGGAUUGACUAUUGAUGAUAUUAAUGAAUACCCUUUCAUGCUCGGUUGUAGCCUGCGUAAAAACAUGAUACCUGUGUUAGGUUACUUGGAAAAAAUUGGAAUUCCUAAGUCGAAACUAGGGGAGUUUGUUAAGAACUAUCCACAAGUGUUGCAUGCGAGUGUCGUUGUUGAGCUUGCUCCUGUUAUUAAGUUUCUUAGGGGGCUUGAUGUGGAGAAGCAGGAUAUUGGAUAUGUUUUACAGAAGUAUCCGGAACUGUUGGGAUUUAAGCUUGAAGGGACAAUGAGUACUUCGGUUGCUUACUUAGUGAGCAUUGGGGUUAGUCCUAGAGAUAUUGGUCCUAUGGUGACACAAUAUCCGUAUUUUUUAGGGAUGAGAGUUGGGACUAUGAUUAAGCCACUCGUGGAUUACUUGGUUUCUUUGGGAUUGCCGAAGAAGAUUUUAGCUAGAAUGUUGGAGAAACGGGCAUAUCUACUUGGAUAUGAUCUUGAAGAAACUGUUAAGCCAAAUGUUGAUUGUUUGAUUAGCUUUGGAAUGCGGAGGGAAGCGAUUGCUUCUGUUAUAGCACAGUAUCCACAGAUUCUUGGGUUGCCUUUGAAAGCUAAGUUGUCUUCACAACAGUAUUUCUUUAAUCUGAAGCUCAAGAUUGAUCCAGAUGGGUUUGCUCGUGUUAUUGAGAAGAUGCCGCAGAUUGCUAGCCUUAAUCAACAUGUGCUUAUGAAGCCCAUAGAGUUUCUUUUGGGGCGGGGACUGCCAUUAGAGGAUGUAGCCAAGAUGGUUAUGAAAUGUCCCCAGUUGGUUGCACUGCGAGUUGAGCUCAUGAAGAGAAGCUAUUAUUAUUUCAAGAGUGAGAUGGGGAGGCCAGUGAAAGAGCUUGUGGAGUUUCCAGAAUACUUUACUUACAGCUUGGAAUCCAGGAUCAAACCCAGGUACCUUAAGUUACAAAACAAGGGAAUCAGGUGCUCAUUGAAUUGGUUCCUAAACUGUAGUGACCAGAGAUUUGAAGAGAGAUUGGAGGGUGAUUAUAUCGAAUCAGAAAGUUUAGGUCCUUCAUUUUGUAUGGGUGGGAAAUUGGAGCUACCAGGUAAUGAUAUUGUGUCAGAUGAGGAAGAUGAGAGUGAUGAUGAAAUACUUUACAGACGCACUGUUUCUUUAUAGGAAAUAUUUGUUCAUUACACUAAUGAAUCAAGUGUAAUUUAAACUGCUAUGCUCUCCUCCAUUUUCCUUGUCUUGUAUGCCUCUAGCUCAGUUCUUUAGUUUCAUAUUGAAUUUUCUCCCUAAAUUCAUUGUUACAAUUACAGUGUGUGCACAGGCACAUCCAUGCUUCAUGUACUUGCAUAGACUAACAGAGUCAUAUAGGCUUAUCUAUUUAUAAAGAUUUUGUGAACUUGGUUUCCUGUUAACCAUGUCUUGUGCUAUUAAUUGUCCGGGUUUGCCUUCACAGUUGGGUUUUGUAAGUUUCUGCUUCUGCAGAAUUUGUGUUGUUGAUUGUUUCAAUGAGAAAUCAGCAAUGAUAUCUUAUAGACACACAGGUUAGUGUCCUUUAUGAGCUUGAGGACUUAUCUAUAGCACUCUUGUAAAGCUUAUGAAAACUACUAGUAAGAUCUUUUCAUGCUUUCAUUUUGCUGAA